GCUUCCGGUCGACCCCUUGAGCGCGUAGGUGUGGGGAGAGUGGUCCUCGCCUUUGCCUUCGUCCUUCUUACGAGGGGGCGCUUUUCGUAGCACCUCGGUUCGGGGAGGCCGCGGGGCAGAGGCUCCGCCAUGGAGGACCCGGAGCGGGAGGCCGAUGUCUCGGAGCUGCAGCGCCUGGUGGCCGUCGAGGAGCAGCGCGCCCGCCUCGCCGCUCAGGUACAUGCCGCGAGAUACGUGUGCGUGCGUGUGUGUGUGUGUGUGUGUGCAUGGAGGUACAAGAACCCUGCGAAAUAGGUUGAAAUAGGAGGAGUGGCUGGCUGAGUGGGGCGGGGGCUUGAACCUGGCCUCUUCUCCAUGGAACACCCCGCCCAGAGCAACCGUGUUACGAACUUUUUUGUCUCGUCUGAAUCCACAUGCGUGUCCACGACUCAGACCUAAUUGUAAUUCCCUCUCCUCUCUCCCCUCAUAACUGCGGGUCUGACGGAUCCCUAAUAGCACGCCCCUUUACCCCACCCCGCUCCUUUGUAAGGCCCUUUCUGAGCUCUUCUCUCCUGGGAAAGCUUCCGGGAUCUUCACACCAGUGUGGCACCAUAGGUGUGACUCAUAACUUUGCACGGUAGCAUUUGCCUUGCAGCCAUACAAAAGCCAGAGGUUUCUGCACACACCCCUUUCUAUCCAGGCAAGUGAAAGACAUUGCCCCAGUUCAAGGACACCUUCUGGCCCAGGAAAGCACUUAAGUAGGGCCUUGUAGGGUCCAAAGGGCCAGAGAGAGUCCUGGAGAACCCUCAGUCUUGAGGUUCACCAUGCCUGUUCUCCAAACGUCACUUAUUUACUAUACCUGCUUCCAUUAAGAGAAUCCAGACUGGAUCCACCCUCCUGUUAAGAAACCUGAGCUAUAGUUUACUUUACAGUAUUGUUCUGCCUAGAAGGCUUUUCAGGUGGCUGGGCUUUCUGAAAUGGCUGCACCUGCCAGCUUUCUGCCCCUUCUUAUACCUUAAACCUCCUCCCCAGAAUUCAUUUAGGACCUUUGAUUGUCUAUUUUGCCCUGACAGUCACCCCAAGAAGCUGGACAUGGCACUUUCUCAUGGGGGGGGGGGUCUGCUAGAAUUGCAACCCCUUCUCACAAAUACUACUUCUGAGGCAUGCGAGAUUGGGAAGCAUCAUUAAAUUCAGUGGGAUUAGCUUCUGAGUAGAUAGGCAUAGGAUUGGGCUGUUGGCACAUAGCCUCAUGCUGCACCACUGUGGCAAGGUCAAAGACAAUUCCUCCCAGAUGUGUGUUUGGGGUGGGGAUUGAUCUUCUACAGCUUCGCUUCAGCUCUGCUGUGAGAAAUGGAGGAGUGGUUUUUUUAAAUGCCCAGAUGCUUCUAAAUGGCCAGUUCCAGGCUUCUCCACCAGAGAUCUGUUUCUCACACCAAAAGUUCCCAAGAAUGUAGGAAGCUAUAUUAUACCAAGUUAGACUAUUUGUCUAUCUAGCCCUGUAUUGUCCACUCAGAUUGGCAGCAGCUCUCCAGGGCCUUACCUCUUCUUUUCCACUGGAAAAUAGCAUGAGCUUUACCACUGACCCAUACUUGAGAAAUGAUAAACAGAGCUUUGAAGAGUAUGCACAUCCAUUAUUAUUACAGUGGUACCUUGGUUCUCGAACUUAAUCCAUUAGACUCCUGAAAUGGUUCGAAAACCAAGGCGCGGCUCCCAAUUGGCUGCAGGAGCUUCCUACACUCAAUCGGAAACGACGGAAGCUGCUUCAGACGUUCAGCUUCCGAAAAAGUUUUCCAAACCGGAACACUCACUUCCAGGUUUGCAGCAUUUGGGAGCCAAGCCGUUCAAGUACCAAGGUACCAAUGUGUUAUUAUAAUUAUUAUUGGGGUGUGUGGGACUCAUUGAACCUUGGUUGCUGUGAUUUCUGUAACUUUGAGGUAUGGGUGUCGUUGUCCUCAGUGUUACUAGCUACAUGUGUACAUGCUGUAUGGAUGUCUGUGUGGGAAAUGUGGUUUUCAGACACAGAUCACUCCUCCUGGAAUGUAUUUCUCAAAUUUGGGGGUGUUUCAGAUGUCCUGGUUUUUUGAAUAUGUGUUAAAGUUUCACUUACUUUACCCACUAAACCUAUGUGGGUUUUUUUAGAUGGGCAAGACAAGGGCCUAUGCCACACAUCACCCAAACAGCCAGAUUCACUUUCUGAGGGUGUGAGUCUCCCCUGUAGCUAUGUUGUGCCAUCAAAAGCUCAACAAGACUGCAGGGAUAUCUGCUACAUGCACACCAAGCUGGAGAGGGAAAUGGGGCCUCUUCGCAGAGGGCAGUGGAAACUUGCCAUGUUGAAAGUUGUGAGUGGAAUUGAAAGAGGCUGGUCCUAAUGGGGAGUGCUGUUAAUACUUGUAUCCAUUCUCAUCUCUCUCUGCCACUCCCUACUCCAGGUUCACAACUUUAUGGAGGUCUGCUGGGAAAAAUGUGUUGACAAGCCAGGUUCCAAGCUGGACUCCAGAACAGAAACUUGCCUCGCCAACUGCGUCAACCGCUUCAUAGACACAACCCUGUCCAUCACCAAUCGCUUUGCACAGAUAAUACAGAAAGGAGGCCACUGACUACCGCAUGGUGGAGGUCCUCUUUGGUCAACGGACUUAACAAGAUCCAGGUCUUUCACUGGACCCCUACUCUGUCAGUUGUUCUACCUCAAUGCAGCAAUGCUUGAACAGCCAUUUGUACGUGACUGUUCAUGCCUAAGUGGCAUUAGACUGGGUCACGUAGAACAAAAUCUUUGCUCCUUUCAAGCUAAUAAAUCAAGACUUGUCUAAACAAAUUGACUCUGUAGCAAAAACUUAACUGCUUUGCUUUCUUCCCAAUGCAGGAUAAUAGGGAUAACAUGUACCCUCACACUAAAUAGCAUGCUCUUGAAAUUCUCUCUCAAAGGUAGAAGUGUUUUCAGGAAAUCUUAGGAAAAAAUGGGGAGAGGGGAGCAUUUGCAAACUCAUUGCCGAAGGAGCUGUCUUUUGUUUCCCUAUUUAUUAGCCUCUUUGAGGGAUCUUAUAGCUCACAUAGGCUCUCUUGUGUACCCUUUCUUCCUCCAUUUGAUAAGAGAACAGAAAGUUGCUUUAUAACUCAAAACUAAUUUGUACAGUAGUUACUGCUGCUGAUAAUGAUUGCAGUCAAAAUCCAUUCAGCAAUCCCAUUCUCUUUUUUGGAGUUUAUACUGCUUCAGUUCCAUUCUAUGAGCAUGCCAAUUUGUAUCGCACAUUUCUUAAUAAAUUACUAUCUUCUAAUGAACACCUGUGAACCUAGUCAGCAUAUUUUAUCCCUGCAAAACACAUGUUCUGCCAUUUGAGGAAAGAGCUGCUUUCAAACAGAGCUUUCUAGAUCUGUGCCAGAGUGCUGACUGCAAGUUCUGCAAAUGUAACAUAGGGUUUCCUGGCUUGCACUUAAAGGCCAGUAACAGGUAUAGAUCCUUCACUCUGCCAUCCUCCCUCCAGAAGUUGGAAUUCCAUUUAUAGUGAGUGUGCUGUUGCUGUUCUUCAGAUUUAUUUUUGAAGCCCACCCCUUUCACAAUGCCUUUCCGAUCUAAGAGUGUCUCAUCUCCCCCACCUCCAAAAUCAUCAGUGCAUGUUUACAAUGGUGUAUAAAAUCUUAAAUGCUAUUAUAAAGACUCUUCAUUUUGACUGCUGAGGGGUGAAACCAACAUCGUUUGUUAUUGCAGACACUCUGAAUUUAUUCAUGCUGAUACCUUGCACAUAUUAAAAAAGUUGUUUUGUCAAAAUAA
Podarcis lilfordi (Lilford's wall lizard) is the source of this 3745-nucleotide messenger RNA. Lineage: Eukaryota; Metazoa; Chordata; Lepidosauria; Squamata; Lacertidae. The record is from the annotation of a GenBank genome assembly.